CGCGACUGUGAGGAGCGCACAGCACGGCACGGCAGCCCUCCAUCACAUGCGCCUCGCCCUGUUCCCGCCCACCAUCCCGCCGCCCACGCAGACGCCGCCGUCCGCCAUGAGCGCCGACACAAAGUGGCACCAGCGCCUCUUCCGCAGCAAGGACGAGGGCGAGGGCGGCACUCAGCAGAGGCACGCUGCCGCGUCUGCGUCCGCCCCGCCGCCCGCGCCGCCGCCGCCGGCCGACGCCGCGCUGCACGUCUUCCACUUGCGCCACGGCGGCACGAGCGUCGUCGUCGACGCCGCCACCGCCUCGCUGCCGAGCGUCGUGUACUGGGGCGCCGACCUCGGCGGCAUGAGCGCCGCCGAGCUGCAGGACCUCGCCUCGGCGGCCGUGCCGCAGCGCGUCAGCGGCGGCCUCGACGUGGUCCCGCGCCUGACGCUCGUGCCGCAGGAGUCGGAUGCGUGGCAGGGCACGCCCGGCCUCGCCGGCCACCAGGUGGGCAGCGGCCACUGGAGCGCGGCACUGCACACCACGGACCUCUCCGUCACGGGCUCCACUGCUGCCAUCACGGCGCAGGACAGCGAGAUCGGCCUCAGCCUCCGCAUCUCGCUCGAGGUCACGGCCGAGGGCCUCUUCACGCAGCAGCUCAGCGUGACGAACACGGCCAAGGCGAACUACAUGCUCCAGUCGCUCGCGGCCACGUUUCCGGUGCCCGAGUCGGCCAACGAGCUGCUGGACACCUACGGGCGGCAUCUGCGCGAGCGUGCUCCGCAGCGCCACGCCUUCACCGUCGGCAAGCACGAGCGCGAGAGCCGGCGCGGCCGGCCCGGCGCAGACGCCACGCUGCUCCAGGUCGUCGGCGCCAAGGGCUUUGGCUUCGAGCGCGGCGUUGUGCAUGCUGUGCACCUUGCGUGGAGCGGCAACCAUCGGCUCAUCGCCGAAAAGGGCCCGAGCUAUCCGCCCUUCAUCCAGGUGUCCGACCUGCUGCUGCCUGGCGAAGGCCUGCUCCAGCCCGGCGAGACGUACACGACGCCCAAGGCCAUCGGCUCGUGGGGUGACGGCCUUUCCGCCAUGUCGCACCGCUUCCACGCCUACGUCCGGGCGCUGCCUGGCUAUCCGAAGUCGACUCGCCCGGUGAUGGUCAACACCUGGGAGGCCGUGUACUUCAGCCUCGACUUUGACAAGCUCGUGUCGCUCGCCAAGACGGCCGCGGCGGCCGGCGCCGAGCGCUUCAUCCUCGACGACGGCUGGUUCAAGGGCCGCCGUGGCGACACCGCUGGCCUCGGCGACUGGUUCGUCGACAAGGACGUCUUUCCCAACGGCCUGCAGCCGCUGUGGGACGAGGUCGACAAGGCGGGCCUGCAGUGCGGACUGUGGUUCGAGCCUGAGAUGGUGAACCUCAACUCGGACCUUGCGCGCGCUCACCCCGACUGGAUCCUGCGCCCCACGGCCGACCGACUGCCGGUGCCUGGCCGCCAGCAGUACGUGCUCGACCUGUCGAAUCCAGACGUUUUUGCGUACAUCUUCAAGUGCAUCGACGACCUGCUGACGGAGUACAAGCUCAUCAAGUACAUCAAGUGGGACCACAACCGCGACCUCGUCGAGCCGAGCUCUGCUCUGGCCAGCUACCGCGCCGCUGUGAGAGCCAACGUGCUCGCCGUGUACCGGCUGAUGGACAAGCUGAAGAAGGCGCAUCCGGAGCUCGAGAUCGAGAGCUGCGCGUCAGGAGGCGCGCGCGUCGACCUGGGCAUCUUGGAGCGCACCGACCGCAUCUGGACGUCGGACUGCACCGACCCGCUGGAGCGACUGACGAUCCAGAAGUACACCAGCCUCGUCGUGCCGCCAGAGCUGAUGGGCGCGCACAUCGGCCCUCCGGAGAGCCACACGACGGGCCGCACACACAAGCUCGACUUGCGCGCCGGCGUGCCGCUGCUGUGCCACCUCGGCAUUGAGUGGGACCUCACGUCCGCCUCGUCGGACGAUCAAGCUGCGGUGAAGCAGUGGAUCGACCUGCACAAGAAGUGGCGCGACGUCAUCCACUCCGGCAACCUCGUCUUCGUCGACGACACGGCCGACGAGCACGCCGACGUGCGCGGCGUCGUGGCGAAGGACCAGUCGCGCGGCAUCUUCACCUUCACGCAGGUGCGCACCGCCGCGUCGUAUCCGCCGCCAAAGUUCCGCCUCUGCGGCCUGGACCCCAGCAAGAGGUACAAGGUGUCGCUGCUGUACGACCUUUCCUUUGCGCGAGGCGGAGCGGUGGGCCAGAGCGCGCUGCAGUGGGCCGGAGGCGUGACCCUGUCGGGCAAGGCACUGGACUUGGGCGGCCUGGCGACGCUGACGAUUGAGCCGGAGCGUCUGUAUGUUGUGGAAGUGGAAGCGCAGUGAAUUUGGAUAUGCUUUGUCUUGGCA
Molecule: messenger RNA, 2401 nt
Organism: Tilletiopsis washingtonensis
Lineage: Eukaryota; Fungi; Basidiomycota; Exobasidiomycetes; Entylomatales
Product: alpha-galactosidase
Exons: 1
Coding region: 47-2377 (776 amino acids)
Biological process (GO): carbohydrate catabolic process
Molecular function (GO): alpha-galactosidase activity
Source: RefSeq, a predicted model, not a curated record